CAAUCAAUAUAAUAUUACAAAUUGAAUUAUUACCAAUAUCUACUAAUGCUAAUAUUCCCGGUCAACGAUCUCUCAGGUUCAUUCGCUUUUAUAUAUUUGGUCUGGAGUUGUAUUAAACAAUCCAGAUUUAACCGGCUUUACAAAUUCUAUCGUAUAAAUACUAGAUUUUCAAGUUUAUCAGUGAAAUAACACCUUUAUUAUCUGUUUAAAUUAAUACAACAUAAACCAUAUGACGUAAUAACCUCGCUGUAAACUAUUGUAUUUCCCCUCUUUAUAUUUUUAAAUAAAUGUUAAAAUUGUUUAUGCAACAUCCGAUUGCGAUAGUCGCCAGAAUGUAUUAUUAGUUUGAUUUGACCGUGUGUAUCUAACUCGCUGGUAAAUAUUUCAAUAAAAUCGUGAAAGUGAAAGGUACGUAUUAUCGACUUGUAAUCAAAUAUAUAAACUAUUAAAACUUACAAUAUUAUUCGCAACUAAAUUUAACCAAAUCAAGGUUAAGCAAAUUCGAAUGAUAACAAAUUAAUAAUACCGGGUCCGGAUGAUAUUUUCGUUGGGAGAUAGUUGAAUUUAUAUACGCAUUAAAUACACUAUUCUAGAACAUGUGACUUUGAUAAGUCAGCCAUUUUGUCUGAGUGGCAAACAAAAGACUUAUUCUUCGCUUGUUAACGUACCUGUCAAGUGUUUUAAUUGUGACUUUUGUGGUUUACGCAUUGUUACUUGCCAUUAUUUCGACAAAAUGGAUAUAAGUGACUGACUUUAAACAGUGUUGUUAAGUGACAUGCUACGAGAUAUCAGAGGAAAAUUGUUUUUAAAUAACACAAGUCAAAGGCAGUACUUUGAGGACGAACCGCUAAAUGCAUUUUUGGAAUUAGUUACCGAUGACAAUCCAACGUGUGAAACUUUAGAAGAGUUUACGGUGGGGCACAUCCCCGACGGGGUUAACUUAAUGGCAAUAAAAGAUAAUGAAAUUGUUGGUCUCUGUUUAUGUGUAAGUGUCAAUAAAGUUGAACAACAGAAAAUUUUUGAUUGUCAAAAUGAAAAAUAUAAUAAAUUAGUCAGAUUAUUAGAUUACGCCGAUAAACAAUGUGAUCCUUUUCAAAUAUAUCCAGAAUGUUCCAGAGGAAUAUCAGUACAAGUCAUAUCUGUUGCAAAAAGUUGUAGAGGAAUGGGAAUAGCAACAACAUUGCUUGAAAAAGCGAGUGUUUUGGCGAAGGAAAAAGGAUACCAGUUCAUAACCAUAGCCUGCACAAGUUUAUAUUCAUCGAAAUUAGCAGAAAAAUUGAAUUUCCGAGUGAAAUUUUCACUCGAUUACACUGAUUAUAAAGAAAACGGCCAAAUCGUUUUUAAACCGGAUCCUCCACACACGGCUUUAACCAUUUAUUUGAAGAAAUUAUGAAUUUAUAAGACAAGCAACAAAUUUCCGAUGACAUGUAAUAAACAAACAGUGAACUGUGUAUUUAACAUACACCAUAGACCUGCACAAACUUUUCUACUUUUUUGUGGGAAAAUAUCGACUCCAAAAAUGUUAGAGUUUAUCGUGACUCGACCUGUAUAAAAAGGAAACAAAAACGAACACAAAUAUGUAUUUUAAACCUUUAAUUUAGUGAUAUAUUUAUUUCUGGCCAUAAAAGCGACUCUCUGAGCUUUCUUGAUAACUUGAGGGCAUCUCGAACAUGUUUUCAUUUGACAAUCGUGGAAAAAGCCUUCGUUUCUGGGAAAACCAUGACUGUUAUCCGAAAAAGUUGUUAAACCUAAUCCCCAAAUUUUUCCACCGCGGAAUUCACCCUCGUGCUUCAUACCAUCCGCCCUCCAGAAUAUACCGUAACCAUGAAACCAACCGUCAAAAAAUUCUCCUUCAAAUCUGUAGAAAUAAAACGAAACAUUUCUAACCUACCCGGUACAUGUUUUUAUAGUAUUCAAAUAGUUUAAAUUUAUAAUAUUGUUUCUAAAUUCCGUGGUUUAUCUAAAUAAUUUUGCCUACUAACUAAAGUUGUAUAAUUAUAUCUCCAAAUUAAUAAUAUAUUUUCAAUAUAUAUCAACUGUAAAAAGGAACGAACCUGACAAGUGAAAUUUUUUUUUCAAAAUCUGGCAACAGAGCAGAUAGUUACCAAUUUAUGAGAGUUGACGUUACACAAUUUGGAUCAUAGAACUAACGCACGUGAACUAAUGUCGACCAUAGGUAUUUUUCGAUUUUAUAAUCGAUUUUAAUUCAAGCUAUUCUUUUCUUUUAGCAUUUUAAUUAUCAAAAUAGAGAAGAAACAUUACUUUCUGGUUAUUUUCUUUAGAAAUACAUAACCGAUCUCGAUUUCUUUUCCGAUUUAAAUAAAAAAAUUUGUUUGAUUAAUGUACAACAAUCGUACAAUCGAUAAUUCUUUCGGAGCCAUUCAAUGCCAAAGGAAUAUUGAUUCGUUCGUAGUCGUGCAAGAUCGUUUUGACGUAUCGUUCAAAGUAUAAGUUGAUGUAACUUUAUGGUGUAAAUAACACAAUUAAAAUUACAGAUUUCAUUAUUAUAUAGAUAAUUAAACUCAUAAAAUAUUGUUAAUUUUGGAAAAUAUAUUCAUAUUUAAAUACGAAAA
Diorhabda carinulata is the source of this 2573-nucleotide messenger RNA. RefSeq names its product arylalkylamine N-acetyltransferase 1-like. The transcript has 4 exons. The record is from RefSeq and is a predicted model, not a curated record. Lineage: Eukaryota; Metazoa; Arthropoda; Insecta; Coleoptera; Chrysomelidae. The coding region runs from base 776 to 1393 and encodes 205 amino acids. Gene Ontology annotation, molecular function: N-acetyltransferase activity.